Molecule: messenger RNA, 228 nt
Organism: Colletotrichum truncatum
Lineage: Eukaryota; Fungi; Ascomycota; Sordariomycetes; Glomerellales; Glomerellaceae
Product: CHCH domain-containing protein
Biological process (GO): mitochondrial respiratory chain complex IV assembly
Cellular component (GO): mitochondrial intermembrane space
Source: RefSeq, a predicted model, not a curated record
AUGUCGAAGCAGGAGAGCGACGCAGCGCAAAAGGUUGCUGAGGAUGAUGAGCCUGAUGAAUGGGACAAGCGCAUCUUCAGCACCGGCUGCUCAGAUGAGAAUGCAAAGUUGACGGACUGUUAUUUUGAAAAGAAGGAUUGGCGACAGUGCACUGCUGAGAUGGAGAGGUUCAAGAGCUGCUGGAAGCAGCAGGGCAACGAUUCCCGUACCGACAUGAAGGACGCAUAA